Rotaria sp. Silwood2 is the source of this 669-nucleotide messenger RNA. The record is from the annotation of a GenBank genome assembly. Lineage: Eukaryota; Metazoa; Rotifera; Eurotatoria; Philodinida; Philodinidae.
AUGUUAUUAACAGGUACGAAUUCCGUUCGCUGUACGCCAGCUUCCACGAUAAUUAUCCAAAUCAACACUGUCAUCAACUUCUUACGUUCACGUUAUCUUCAUUUAUCGGAUAAACAUUGUAUUAAUAUCGUACCUUGCUUUCCAUGUUUUAAACCAUUCUAUCCAUUAAAUACAUAUGAUUCUCUAUUAGAUAAUUUUGCUCAAUAUAAUGCUCUAUUAUUUGAUUUAUCUAUUGCUUUAAAUUUCACCAUCGUUGAUUUCCAUGUUAUGGAUCAUCACAUCGGGGUCGAUCGAAUGCAUCUUGACUUCAAAUAUACUAGUCUCGUAAAAAAUUCUAUUAUCCAUUAUUUUGAAUAUUUAUCAUCAACAUUAGCACCAUCACUUAUCAAACUUCCUGGUCGGUCCAAAGAGGCUGAAGCUCGUCACAACAAACGACGACAUAUUAAACUUCCUCUUAAACAACAACAAUUUUAUUUAACUCGUUCUAUUACAUCUUUAUGGUCAUUCAAAUCUAUCAAAAAUUAUUUACAUCAACAAAAAUUAAAACUCCAAAAAAUACCUCCUAUUUAUCGAACAACUCUUCGUUUUCAGUUUAAUGACCAUGUCGAUCUUCAAACAGCAGAAGGGGCUUUGCCUCAAGACGCAUUUUCUCAACAAUCUUAUUCCUAA